ACAGAAGGUGUGAAGGAUUGUGAGCGGCCCCAAUUUGCAGGAGGUGCUCCAAGGCAUCGUUGGUUGGAUACUACUUGUGAACGGUGGGCUGAGUGACUUGAGGGGUCCGAGCAAAUCAGCGAUGAUAGUCGGUCAUCACCAACGGCCCGCUAAUUUAGCUGCCAAUCGGGGCUGACGUGUGACUGUACGAAAUGAAGGAUAUUGCCAUCACGUCUAUCCGAUUCUGCCCUCAGGAUGCAUCUGAGAGGUCCGUCCAACAUGUUGAAGAUGCGGAAACCUAAGAUCGUGCGGCACUACGCCGACACCAGCCCACCGGGGAGCCAAGCUCAGCGAGCAUCCGUGUUGGCCGAGCCCAUGAGAGCCAUCAUUGGGAGAAGUCUCCACCCCGCGGCUGUCGCAGGUUCAGGCGUGAGGAACCAUGGAAAUGCCCCUAUUCAGCAUUGGCACUGUGUAAGGCACUGUGUGACGGAAGGGGCCGUUUGUGUUUCAGAUGGUGGCUGUGGCGAUCCAAUCUGGGGGCAGAGAACCAACAUCUCGGCUUCCCGUUCCUGCGUAGUUUAUUCUCCGGGCGCCUCGAUCGCUCAUGGGAAGCUGACAUUGGCAGAUGGCGGAUCCGGCCAAGCGCUGUGGCGGAGGGUGGGGUCUGACGCUGCUGGACAUGAGCGAGCAUGCCAGCCGAACUCGUCCUUAGCGAGACAGGCUAGUCUAGCAGACUUUCCCUUGGCGUCGGAUCAGAAGCUAUCCAGAUGUUACCCCCCUUUCAGUUUCUCAUCACACUGCUGGUAUCCUUUCCAUCUCUAA
Molecule: messenger RNA, 801 nt
Organism: Aspergillus eucalypticola CBS 122712
Lineage: Eukaryota; Fungi; Ascomycota; Eurotiomycetes; Eurotiales; Aspergillaceae
Exons: 4
Coding region: 235-801 (188 amino acids)
Source: RefSeq, a predicted model, not a curated record